AUGGAUACUAGCCUAAUUGACUGUGAUGUGCAGACAAACUACGUUCGAGUUACACUUCGAAAUAAGGUGUUCCAAAUGGCUCUACCUGAAGAGGUCCAUCCGGACAGAUCUUCAGUCCAGCGUUCUCGUGUGACUGGUCGACUGCUCGUUCGGAUGCCCAAAGUCAUCUCUUCUUCAAUGAUUGAACUCCGAAAUGAAGAGUGGAAACGCACCAACGAGUGUACAGAGACGACAGAAGCCAAAGAAAGGAGGAAGGGGAACGUUUCCAAUUUCCUGACAGUAGGGGAAGCUAAGGUCUCGGUGGACUGGCGAAACAUCACAAACGCUGGAGACCGUCGUCCGAGUAAUUUGCAAAUGGAAAAGAGGACGCCGGUCAGUCUUCGUAAGGAGAGGGAAAACAGUCCCAACUUUAUUGACAAUCUGGACGUUCCGCCUCUUGAAUAA
Messenger RNA from Hydatigera taeniaeformis, 444 nucleotides. Lineage: Eukaryota; Metazoa; Platyhelminthes; Cestoda; Cyclophyllidea; Taeniidae. The record is from the annotation of a GenBank genome assembly.